AUGCCCCCAUCAACACGAGCAGGACAGACAGGAAGGGAGGAGAGAGAUGAUGAUCAAGCGGCCGCCACUGCAGGCAAUGGUUGCAAGGAGGGUUGGCUCACACAGGUAGUAAGGAUCUUACAGUUGGCAAACCUGGCAUUGACAGUGGAGGAAGCAAUUGUACAAGUGAUGAGCCUCAUCAGCAUUAGCAGUCAAGCUCCAAAAGGGGAGGUGGAGAAGAUUCCCAAGGACAUUUCGAGUGCCAUUGCACACAUCAAGAAGCUCAGUGAUAACAACUGGCAUACCUGGGAGCCUACCUUUAUCAACUGUCUGCAAUGGGAUGUCAUCAGACUAGGCAAGGAACUUGACUCCAUUUGGAAUGAUGCAGUGUGCCUAGGGAAACAUUUCGACAAAGACCUCAAGAAGUCCACCCUUUACUGCUGUACAGCUCAGGAUUGGUUCUAUGCUAACUCUGUCAAUGCACUCAAGAUGGCCAAACCAGACUGUGUGACCCAUCAUAUGGUAAAUGAUGAGAGGAUGCUGCUCACCUCGACGAGCAAGGAUGGUCAGAUCAGUAUGGCAGGGGAUGAAAAGCUUCAGGUAAAAGCCAUAGGAGAUGCCUCCCUUCAGGUUGGUGAGGCUACCAUCCAGCUAUUGGAUGUGCUCUAUGUGCCAAAGCUCAAUUCUAAUUUAUUGUCCAUACAAGGCUUGAUCGAGAACAGACAAGCACUAGCCUUGGAGCUGGAGAAGACUCUCAAUGAUGUCCCAGAGGACAAUGAGAACACAGGAAGACACAACAAUGUCCCAGAGGAUGGUAAGAACACAGGAGAUCAGGACAGCUACCUCUGGCAUGAGAGGUUUGGACACCUGGGACGAGAUAAGACAAGGCAAAUCCAGGCACACUACCUUGGUACUGGUGAGAAAAUGGAGCAUGAAUCGAAGCACUGCAAUGCAUGCAGUCAAGGGAAACAGACCCAAGUGCAGAUGAGCCAAUCAGAGUUGAAAAGAGCAGAGGUGCCACUAGAGCUAGUACAUGUAGAUCUGAUGACAGAUCUUAAGGGCCAUGCCAACUACCACUAUGCACUAGUUGCUGUGGAUGACUUCUCCUCCCUGAUCUACACAGAACCACUCUGCACUAAGAGUGCUGCACUCACAGCACUGAGAAGGUGGGUUACCAGGAUGGAACGAGCAAUGGGCAGGAAACUCAAAACACUCUGCAGUGACAAUGGAGGAGAGUGGUGCAGCUUAGAAGCUGAAGACUGGCAAACUCAGGAGGGUUUCAAGUGGCAAAAGAGCAUUCUGGGGAUCAGCAUCCAGAAUGGACAGGUGGAGAGAGCAAUCAGGUUGGUCCAAGAAAAGAUGUGCUCAAUGCUGAUUGGUCAAGCUUGCCCCAGAGAGUUGUGGCCAUAUGCAAUCACAGCAGUGGUGCAUGUGAUGAACCUCACCCUGUCAGCCACCAAGACCAUUCCCUACAAGGCCUUUUACAGAACCACUGCACACAAACUGGCCCAACAGCUGCGAGUUUUUGGGUGCCUGGCAUGGGUCCACAUCCAAUGGAAGGAUCAGCAAGGCAAGUACAGACCUAGAGCAAAACCAGCCAUCAUGAUUGGGUAUGAUGACAAACAUAAGGUGUGGAAGUUCUGCAACCUGGACCAGCCCACAUCAAUUCAAUGGAGCAACUCAGCAACAUUCCAUGAAGACAAAGGAUGGAUGGAGGAGGAGACCAGAUCAGAGGCUGUGGUGGAGGACCUUCUGCCAGCCAUGGACAGCACAGUAGGCACUGCCAACACAGCAGUGCUGAACAUGGACCCAACACUUGGAGAGGCAAUGAAUGGUGAGGAUGCCCAGCUCUGGAGGGAGGCAAUAUGA
Molecule: messenger RNA, 1848 nt
Organism: Ustilago hordei
Lineage: Eukaryota; Fungi; Basidiomycota; Ustilaginomycetes; Ustilaginales; Ustilaginaceae
Exons: 5
Coding region: 1-1848 (615 amino acids)
Biological process (GO): DNA integration
Molecular function (GO): nucleic acid binding
Source: RefSeq, a predicted model, not a curated record